UACUUGAGCAGAAGAGGGAGAAGGAAGAGGAGGGUGGCUGCCUGCGAGAGAGAGAGAGCUUGUCCCGGGAGUGUGAGUCCGAACGCGCCAGAGGAGUGUCUCUCUCUCUUCUUGACUUCGCAGGAGAGGGCUGAGAAGUGCACGGAGGCGGGCGGCGUUGGAGCAACACGGCACCGGCGGUGUUGGCAGAGCUCGCUGAGCGGAGACAGGGGAAUCCACUGGCGCUGUUGAUCCUGGUGUCCCUGGCAAAAGCUGCUUGAGCAGGAGACAGAAAACGGCGCAGCAGCCAGGAUCUCGCCGGGGGGGGCAGCAUUUUACAGCGACAACCAAGCGUGGAGGCAGCUGAAACCUGCACACACACACACACACACACACAGCAGACUGGGGACGGACAGUAAGACGCACGCAGCACUUCAAAGAUUACCUACAACCCUUCUUCAGCUGAGACACAAACUUGCACAGAUGCAAAAUGUUACAUUUUCUUGUCCGUGGAUGCUGGAUGAUGAAGAGGAAAACUUCUGGAGAGGAAAUUAUCUUUUAAGGAGGACUUACUGCAGAGAUUUCUCCAGUAAGAAUAACUUUCUCAUUUUGGGGGAGUUGGAGGUUUAAACCCUCUAUCUAAGCACAACACAGAACAACCUCUAUUCUUAGUUACAGGAAUUGAGAGCGGUCUUUAAGAUGCCUCCCCCUGAUUCAGUCUGAGCAGUAAGUGGAUUAUGACGGCAAUAUUUUGGGAUUUUUCUUUUGCUUGAAAAAAAAAAAAGAGUAAUAUAUCCAUAACUGGUGGAUUUACGUCUGUCAGAGAAGGAGAGGAUCCCAUGCGUUUUCUCCUCUCUUCUCCUGUGGAUUACAGAUGGGCUUUGUGAUUUCCCAGUGCAGUCUCAUGGAUGAUCGCUCGCUGCCAGUCAUUAGGAUAAAGUACAAAGAGGGACACAAGUGAGUAUUCUGCUGGAUUUUUUUUUUUUUUUUAUCUCUGCAGGCUUAAGCUUGUACGAAAGAGGAGGUGAAGCUGGAGUGGGAACGCAUCGCGGCUGCUUUUUCUUCUUCUUUUUUUUUCUAUUUUAAUAACAGAAAAGGCAACUCCUUGAUUAAACUGCUGUGUUGUGUUUGAUAAAUGCUUGUCAAGGUGUUAAAGGUAGACACAUCCUGAGAUUAAUUCAUUUGCACAAUAACAAACCUGUAUGUUUGCAGACCAUUUGUCAAUGGACAUAAUUUACUAAAUGAGUGGUACCGUCUACCUGGCAGGUGGUUUGGGCACACGCAGGAGAUUGAUUGAAGUGUUCUGUGUGAAUCCUAUUAAUGCAUGCUGGACUCUGGCCAAGGCAGAAGCAAUGGAGGGGAACGCAGCUGUCUAGCAGCACUAUCUGAUCUGCCUCCUCGCUGGACAAACUGAGCACCCGCUUUCACUCCCUUCUUCAACAACACUCCUCCUCCUCCUCUUCUCGCCCAGGCAAGGAUGGUACCUCCACCCCCCACCAACAAGCCCCACGUGUGCCUCUCCACCAUCCUGAUCAUGAGCAGCAUGGCACUGAUUGAUGCCUACCUCGUGGAGCAGAACCACGGGCCGCGCAAGAUUGGCAUCUGCAUCAUGGUGAUGGUGGGAGACAUCUGCUUCCUGAUCGUCCUGCGUUACGUGGCGGUGUGGGUGGGUGCUGAGGUGCGCACGUCCAAGCGAGGCUACGCCAUGAUCCUCUGGUUCCUUUACAUCUUUGUGCUGGAGAUCAAGGUCUACUUUGUGUAUCAAAACUACAAGGCGGACAGGAAGAGCCUGGACGCUCUGGCCAGAAAAGCCUUGACGUUGCUGCUGUCUGUUUGCAUCCCGUUGCUGUUUGUGGUGCUGGUGGCCAUCGACCACAUGGAGUACGUCCGCGCCUUCAAGAAGCGUGAAGAGAUCCGCAACCGCCUCUUCUGGGUGGUGGUGGACUUGCUGGACAUACUGGACAUCCAGGCCAACCUGUGGGAGCCUCAGAAGAAGGGGCUUCCCUUGUGGGCGGAGGGCUUGAUGUUCUUCUACUGCUACAUCCUGCUGCUCGUGCUGCCCUGCGUGUCCCUGAGCGAGAUCAGCAUGCAGGGCAUCAACAUUGUGCCCCACAAGAUGCUCCUGUACCCCCUCCUCAGCAUGGUGACCAUCAACGUCAUCACUCUCUUCAUCCGAGGGGGGAACAUGAUUCUGUACCGGGACGCCAGGGUAUCCGGGAUCCUGAUAGGCAAGAACAUCCUUGCCAUCAUCCUAAAGACCUGCAGCUUCGUUCAGUACAGGAGACAGUUGCAGAACGCCUCUCCCGCCUUCGGGGUGGAGCUGCAAAAGAACUCGGUGGCCCACGCUCGCCCCGCCCCCACCCCUCCUCAAGUGGUCAUGCAGGACCAGACGCCCCUCCCCGAGGUGACAACAUGUGACCACACAUGACAGGAGGGUGAGGCGGAUCCUGGAGAUGUCUACAUGUAUAUAUAUGACCCUCAGGAUGCCGACAGGGCACAACGCCCCACCCCACUUAGGGCACGCGGACUCGACCAUGAUCUCCGCUGAUGCUUGACUGCACACGGGACACUGCGGACGCAGUUAGCGAUGAUAGAGAAGUGACAUAUCCAAAGCUGUCAUGAUGCAAAAUCACUUGAGACUUUGUUAAAGCAUUUCCUCCGACGAAUUCAGUUAACUGUGUAUUUUUUCUAACUGUACAAAAGAUAAAAAAAAAAAAAAAAGAAGCAAACUACUGCAGGAUUAGAGGAUAUAUUUUUGAAUUGUGUGUGUUGCAUUCUAAUCUUAAAGUUAAGGGUCUGUGUGCCGUGGUGUGUAUUUCUGUUGCUCGGAUGUUCUUAGUAGUCGAGGACUUUAACGCGUCAAAGUCAGGAGGAGCAGCCAACGGGAGAAUCAAAGUCGUGAAAAUAUCAGUUAAAGCGUUCUCUUGAAAGAAGUGUGUUUUUAUAUGUGACUCUUUGAUAAAGUAUUGUGUACAAGAUAAAAGGCUUCCCUGCUCUUUCACUGGCUGUAAAAGGGAUUUGUUUUUUUUCAUGAAAUCAUUUUCAAGUUAUUGGUCCAAUUGAGUUCAUUUCACGUUUUAAUUAAAUGUCCUUUAAUUAACCUGGGUUACAAAAGAAAAUAGACAAUGAUUUUUUUUCCCGGUCUGGUUCAGUCGGCAAUUAGGAACUACUUUAUUGCUUAAGUGGUGCCUGUGCAAUGUCAUUCAUCUUGAGAGUCAUAUUCCAGCUUAUAUUUCCAGCGAGGAGGGGAACACUUAAUACAUUCUCUGUGCAGUUGCGAGCGGUUAGAUCACUGCAAAGGGUGACU
Molecule: messenger RNA, 3286 nt
Organism: Anarrhichthys ocellatus (wolf-eel)
Lineage: Eukaryota; Metazoa; Chordata; Actinopteri; Perciformes; Anarhichadidae
Product: transmembrane protein 121
Exons: 1
Coding region: 1457-2407 (316 amino acids)
Source: RefSeq, a predicted model, not a curated record